Dendronephthya gigantea is the source of this 5085-nucleotide messenger RNA. Its product is annotated as interferon-induced very large GTPase 1-like. The record is from RefSeq and is a predicted model, not a curated record. The coding region runs from base 1 to 5085 and encodes 1694 amino acids. Lineage: Eukaryota; Metazoa; Cnidaria; Anthozoa; Malacalcyonacea; Nephtheidae. The transcript is spliced from 4 exons. Gene Ontology annotation, molecular function: GTP binding.
AUGGAAAAUCUCGAAGAAACGGGAUCAAAUUCAAAUUUUGAAAAAUCAGAGUAUCCUGCGGAAAAUAAAGAAAUUGAAAAACCUGACAAAAAAACGGCAAUUGAUCUUAAUAAUGAAGGACCGUUUGAAGAAACGGAAUCAAAGUUAAACAGUAAUGUGGACUCGGGGGGAAAUGAGAAUCCAGCUGAAGACAAAAUGAAAAUAUCCGAUGAAAAAACAACUGAUGCUUCAGAAAGAGAUGCAACUACGGGACAGUUUGAAAAAACGGAAUCAGAGUUAAACAGUAAUGUGGACUCGGGCGAUAACCAGAAUCCAGCAAAAGAAAAAAUUAAAAAAAUUGAUGAAAAAACAAAUGCUGCUUCAGGAAAAACCGUAAAUGUCUCUGGCGGCAUCGUGAAACAUUCAUCUUCUGUAUCAAAAAAGAAUGAUCAACCCGAACAAUCUUCAAAGGUUUGGUCAACCCGAACAAUCUUCAAAGGUAAAACCACAGCUCAACUAACAAAUACAGGAGAUAAAAACGGAAAAACAGAUACUUCUAAGUACAAUUUAAAACAUGCCCGAACAAUUGAUAACCACACACUAAUCGAUAAAGAUUUAACCUCUGAAGAUAACAUACCUAAUUAUGUUUUUCAAAACUUAAUAAUAGGCAAUUAUCAUGUACGCGAAUUUGAAUUUAAACCAUCAAAUUUAAAUGAAAAUUUUAACGAAGGUAGUUAUGACUCGGAUAAGAUUGAAGAUGUUCAAGAAGUCAAUCCGAUGGAUGCAAUACUUGAUAUAUUUCGGCGCUCAGAUGACUCUCUACAACGUUAUCUCAAUAUUAAAUUAUCUUCGUGUCAACUCAGUGUCCCCUUUCUCCUCCCCGACCCUGAGAUGCCUUCUGAAAACGUAGUAUAUCUGCUGCCGGCGUUAAGGAACAUCACUAAGUGCUGGAAAGAUGGGACCUGCACAAAACAAGUGUUUGCGACAGAGCAUCCGUUUCCAGUGGUUUCUUUUAUCCGAAUUGGCGAACCUACCAUGUCAAAAUCAUUGUUGAUUAACAAAAUCAUGAGUGACGGAGACAGUUACCAUGACUACUUCUUCCACAAAGACAUGAAAGGUGGCCAUGUUGAAAGAAAAUUCGUGGAUGGUUUGGUUGAGUUGAGUUGGUUUCUUCCCGGAGGGAGUGAGAAACAAACAUUACGAAGUGAAAUUUGUUUUGCAAAUCUUCGCGGAGAUGCCAAAAGUUUAAAGAAGCAGCUUGACGUCCUCUUAAAGAUUUCCUCCGUGUUAUGUAUCUUAUUGCCUUCUAAUUAUCCAAACGAAACCGAUAAGACCAUCCCGAAAGAUUUUUUGCAAGAAGCUUUGCCUGUUAAAGGAAAAACCAUCCUUAUUUUUAACGAUGAGACAAAACAAACUAAUGCAAAGGAAUAUUUCAAAGAACUGAAUUCUAAAAACCAUAAAAAGUUUUUUUCUAUUACGAAAGCCAAGGAAAAAAAUGAAGAUCGAUUUCUUAAGAGAAUACGGAAUAAAAUCCAGACAAGCAUAAAUGGAGAGGAAGCAUCACCUCUUUUAGAACUGACACAUCUUAGCGAAGAUGACACUGGCGUUGAUGACGUCCACCAUCAAUUCGAAUUGGCCUGGUUAAUGGACUUGGGAAUUGAAGAGGCUAAACACUAUCUGAAAUUACAAAGACACAUCCCAGUAUUGGCGAAUUUAGAACGUGAAAAAUAUUGUCCAAGACAAUCCAAAACUGGUCAUAUGAAUCGAGAUACAGAUGAAAUUGAUGACGAUAUUGCCAAAGAGAAGAUGGCUCAGAAAGAAAGCUUUCAACAGCUGGAUGAAGGACUUCAUAACUAUUUCAAAGACAUUGCAGUGAUGGAACAACCUUCACGGGAUAACGCCCUGAAUAUCUUGAAGCAUCAUUUGGAUAAAAUGUCUCUGCAAAGUAUGGACAAAUUGCAACAGGACUACUGUAAAUCCAUGCUUGAUCUUCGAGAGAAUAGAGAACGAAUGCCACAGAAGUCAGACACACAAUCGUCCGAGAUGCAACAUUUGAAACAGUUGGGAGAGUCAAUUUCAACAUUCUCGUUCGGUUUUGAACACAUCAUCAGAGAACUUGCCCAGAUAUACGAUAUUCAAGAAGAAAAUUACGACUAUGCAGGUGCUGCGGCAGACAUGUUGCUUUCAGGAUAUCCUCUUGAAAUAUUGGAUGGUGAUUCCUCUUACAUUCCAUUGCGUUGGUUUAAUGCUGUGUAUACUAAACUAGAGCAAAAAACAAAAAAUGCAAAAAUGUUUGUAAUAUCGGUUGUAGGAAUUCAAAGUUCAGGAAAGUCUACAAUGUUAAACACGAUGUUUGGUUUAGAAUUUCCAGUUAGUGCUGGCAGGUGUACUCGUGGCGUUUUUGUAUGUCUUCUUCCUGUUAGUGAUUCUCUUAAGUCAGCUUCAAAAUUCGACUAUGUUUUGAUCGUUGAUACUGAAGGUCUGGAUGGCUCCACAGAUCCCCUGAUUCGACAGCACGACAAUGAGUUGGCAAUAUUCGCAAUUGGCAUUGCCGAUUUAGCCAUAAUGAAUGUCUUCAGUGAAAAUCAAAGUAUGAUAAGACAAUUCUUGGAAAUAGCCGUACAUGCUUUUUUGAAGAUGAAGCUUGUCGAUAAAAAGAAAUUUUGCAAAAUUGUCCACCAAAAUGUCAAUGUUUCCCAUGCAAGAGGAAGAUUAGUUGCCAACCGUUCUAUUCUAAGACAAUGGCUGGAUGAAAUGACGAGACGUGUCGCAACUCAUGAAAAAAUUGAAGGCAAAUUUAACAAAUUUAAAGAUGUCAUUUCAUUCAAUGAAGACGAAGAUGUGUUCUACUUACCAUCCAUGUUGAAAGGCAAUCCGCCAAUGGCUCCAUUGAACCCUGAUUAUGGAAAGGCUAUUCAAAAAUUAAAGGAAGACAUAAUUCGCUUGAUGUGCAAUUCAGAAAAAUGUCAUCCUCAUCCUGUAUCACAAUUUCGAAAGAGAGUCAACGAUCUUUGGGAAGCCAUUUUAAAGGAAAAUUUUAUAUUUAGUCUCCGUAAAUCGAUUGAAACUAGCGCCCGCAUGUCUUUAGACCGAAAAUAUUUAGAGGAGUCUAUUGCUGUUAUGAUGACAGGGAUGGCCGAGCUUGAACAUGAAAUUGUGGUAUCUCUGAAAAGAUGCUCGACCGAAAAUGAACGGGAGGCGAAAUGGGCUGACGGUCAAAAAGAAAUAAGUAAAGUAGCUGAAGAACUUGAAAGAACACUGUUAGAAGCAAUGAAUGACUUCCUUGAAACGAGCGAACAUACGAACACGCUUAAACAGUGGAAAUCAGACGUACAGACUAAAGUUAAAGAAGAGAAGGAAAUUCGUAUCUCCAAGGUAACAAAGAACUGCUCAUCAACCUUUAAACACCUGCAAUCUGUACAAGAUAAUACACAUAAAAAAUUGAAAUGCGAAGAGAAGCUUAUAGAAAAAGCAAAGGAAUUCAUUACUUCAGGUCUUGUUCCUGAAGACGAACGAAAAUUGAAAGAAACUUUCGAAUCGCGUUGGCAGAUCUGGAUUAAAAGCAUUCAAGAUCCUCUGGAAAGAAAAAUUGAUACCAACGAAGAAAAAGUGAAGAAAUAUGUCACAACGAAGAAGUCCAGUGAAGAAGCAGCGAUGAUAGAAAUUAAACGGCAGAACGAAAAAAUAAAUGUUGAUGAUCUUGAAUAUAGCACACAGCUUACCAAACAUUUUUCUCGCGAAAAAAAUAAAUGUCUUUCCCGUGCUGAAGAAAUCAAGAAAGCUGCUAUAAAAAAGGCACUUGAUUUUGCGAAAACGUCGCCUGAAUCAACCCUAAACAACGAUCACCUGGAGGAAAUAGAAAAAAAAUUGUAUGCCACUCUUGAUGAAGGCACUAAAGAACUUCCCUUCAAAUUUAAAAAGUCAACAAAAUGUCAUAUCUUGCAUCAAACAUUUUGCGAAGCUAUAAAAUUUUUUCAUGACACGGAAGACAUUAGGAAGCAGAUCGAAAAGGACUUUCAACCAGAAUUGGAAGUGUAUUUGAUAAAUGUUUGCAGGAAAAUGGGAAACGAAAUGUUAGCUGCUACUUCUUUUGUCCACGUACUUCAAAACCAAAUUGAAUCAAAGCUGAAUUGCAUUAUGGGCUCUGUUGUUGCAAAGGAAAUAUCAAAAAAGGAAGAGUUUCAAAAUAAAGCGCAAUUUCAUGUCAGAGUCCUAAUUCAGCUUGGAGAGGAGGGUAAUUUUGAAUCAUACACUUCUUAUUUUCAAAAUCCACAUGGAUUUCUGAAAGAAAAAUUAACGGAAUCAAUUGUAAACUACUGUUCGGAAACAAUCCAUCUCAGAAUCGACUCACUUCACCGACUGGAAAUCGAAAAGAUCGAAACCGUAGUUUUGAAUGCCAUUUCAAUUCUCAGCAAUGGAAUAAAAACAGAAAACAAAAAACUCAGUUUUUGGAUUCAAAGAUUUGUUGAAGAAUGCUCUUGCAUCGCUCUAAAAAAGGAAAUGUUCUGUGUGGCUACAAUUGAAGAUCUGCAAAACAUGGAAUUGUUUCUGGUUGAAGUUCGCAAAAAGAUCAAUCAAAUUUUCAAAUCAUUAAAAUCCCAGAACUUGUUAAUGAAUGCUGAAACUUUUCACAAAUGGAAUCCAUCGCCAGUCGAUUGUCUCGUGGACACCUUGUUUCCUUGCGCUAGUACUUGCCCGUUCUGCGAAACUAUAUGUGAUAAUACCAUUCUGAAUCAUGAAGUUCACUUUGCACUAUCUCAUCGCCCCCUAUGUAUUAUUGGCUCCAAAAACGAAAAUACACAAAUAUUAAUUACUGAUAUUUGCACAAAAACGGUCGCCGGAAAAAAAAAAUUUCGAAACAUGGAGACACACUGGGAAGGGAAACGUUACAAGGAUUAUCAGUCGGUAAAUGACCAUUAUAAAUCCUGGAAUAUUUGCCCCGAUUCAACAUCAAAACCAAGCAUGUAUUGGAAAUGGUUUAUGGGAAAGUUUUCAAAGGAAUUAUCAGAAUACUACGGAGGCAAACUACCAACCUUCCCAAAAUUUGGAAAGCAUCUUACGUUCGACAAGGUAAAAGAACAACUUCAAAAGGAAUUCAAUCUGUAG